Messenger RNA from Phaedon cochleariae (mustard beetle), 1476 nucleotides. NCBI's taxonomy places the organism in Eukaryota, Metazoa, Arthropoda, Insecta, Coleoptera, Chrysomelidae. The record is from the annotation of a GenBank genome assembly.
AUGUACAACAAGAGGAAAUUACCAAUUAGAAAAAAUCAAAAGAAAUCAUGCAAAAUUUGCAAGAAGAAUUUCACACAAAAGAUAUAUUUGAUCAAUCAUGUUAGAACCCACAAUAAUGAGGAAUAUCAAAUACCAUUAGAAUGUGAAGAAUGCCAGAAGACUUUUGUUUAUAUAACAAAUUUGAAUGACCACAUGAAUGAGGAACAUGGGAUAAAAAACCCAUUUGAAUGUGAUGUUUGUCAAAAAAGAUUCAAAUUCCUAUGCACCUUAACUCAACACUAUGCAGUGCAUACUGGCAUAAAAGCAUUCCAGUGUGACAUUUGCUUCACAAAGUUUGGUUUCAAGUCCAACUUGUACAGUCAUGUGAAAGUACAUCAUAGCUCUGAAAGAGACUUUGAGUGUGAUAUUUGCCAUAAAACAAUCCACUCCAAGGGAGGUUUUGCUAGACACCUCAGAUUACAUACUGGAGAGAGACCAUUUGAAUGCCAGAUUUGUCAGAAAACUUUCACCACUAAUGGUAACUUGACUCUACAUGAAAGAAUACACACUGGUGAAAAACCAUUCAAAUGUAGCAUUUGUAAUAGCAGAUUUGGAAACUCAAGCCAUCUGAAAAGGCACCUUAGGGUACAUACAGGUGAGAAACCAUUUGAGUGUGAUGUGUGUCAGAAAACGUUCACAACCAAGAGGAGUUCUAGACUUCACAGGGAAAGAUGUCAUAAGUUGAAGAGAGAUGUUGAAUGUGCCUCAAAUGAUGAAGUUAAAGUUGAAGGUGGUUGUGAACUAGAGGAUAUAGAAAGAUCACAUACUUUAGAAAGCCCAUUUCAAUGUAAGAUUUGUCAGAAAACUUUCACCACUAAUGGUAGCUUAACUGAACAUAAAAGAAUACACACAGGUGAAAAACCAUUCAAAUGUACCAUUUGUAAGAGCAGAUUUGUGAGCUCAAGCCAUCUGAAAAGACACAUUAGAGUUCACACUGGUGAGAAACCAUUCAAGUGUGAUGUGUGUCAGAAAACAUUCACAAACAAGAGGGGUUGUAGACUUCACAGUGAAAAAUGUCACAAGUUGAAGAGAGAUGUUGAAUGUGCCUCAAAUGAAGAAGGAUUUGAGGAAAACCCAUUUGGAUGUGUGAAAUGCCCAGAAAGAUUUGCUACAAAGGAUGAUCUGAUCAAGCACAGUGGAAUUCACAGGGACAAAAAAACAUUUAAAUGUGAUGAUGCAAAAAAGUUUAGCAAGCAGCACCAAAGGAUGCUUAAGAAGAAUGAACUGUUUCAAUGUGACAUUUGCCUGGAACAAUUUCCUACCAACAGGCGAAUGAUUAAUCAUAAAGAAGUGCACAGUGUUCCUGUUGAGACUAUCAAGAAUGAAUGCAAUGAGGUUACAGUUGAAGAUGAUUGUGAACCAGAGGACAUGGAAACAAUAAUAAUAAAAAUGGAGUAUGAAGAGAGUGAUUGGAGUCCUGUAGAUUUUUCACAAUAG